UGAGGAAGUUUGCUGAAGUGAAAUGGAGGCCUCAGUAAUAUUACCCAUUCUGAAGAAAAAGCUUGCCUUUCUUUCAGGCGGAAAGGACAGACGAAGUGGCCUCAUUCUGACAAUUCCAUUAUGCCUGGAACAGACAAAUAUGGAUGAACUGAGUGUCACCUUAGACUAUCUACUCAGCAUUCCAAGUGAAAAGUGUAAGGCUAGAGGAUUUACUGUGAUAGUGGAUGGCAGAAAGUCACAGUGGAAUGUGGUGAAAACAGUGGUCUUAAUGUUACAGAAUGUUGUUCCUGCUGAGGUGUCACUUGUUUGUGUAGUGAAGCCGGAUGAAUUUUGGGAUAAAAAAGUAACACAUUUUUGUUUUUGGAAAGAAAAAGAUAGACUUGGCUUUGAGGUUAUCUUAGUGUCCGCCAAUAAGUUGACUCGUUAUAUUGAACCAUGCCAAUUAACAGAAGAUUUUGGUGGGAGUCUUACUUAUGAUCACAUGGACUGGUUAAAUAAGAGGCUGGUUUUUGAGAAAUUUACAAAAGAAUCAACAUCUUUAUUAGAUGAACUUGCCUUGAUUAACAAUGGAAGUGAUAAAGGAAAUCAACAAGAGAAAGAAAGGUCUGUGGAUUUAAACUUUCUUCCCUCAGUUGAUCCUGAAACAGUUCUUCAGACAGGGCAUGAAUUAUUGUCUGAGUUACAGCAGCGUCGGUUUAAUGGCUCAGAUGGAGGGGUCUCCUGGUCACCUAUGGAUGAUGAGCUGCUUGCACAGCCACAGGUUAUGAAGUUGUUAGAUUCACUCCGAGAGCAGUAUACCCGCUACCAGGAAGUUUGUCGGCAGCGUAGCAAACGCACACAGUUAGAAGAGAUUCAACAGAAGGUAAUGCAGGUUGUGAACUGGCUUGAAGGACCUGGAUCAGAACAACUGAGAGCACAGUGGGGGAUUGGAGACUCCAUUAGGGCCUCCCAGGCCCUGCAGCAGAAGCACGAGGAGAUUGAGAGUCAACACAGUGAAUGGUUUGCAGUGUAUGUGGAACUGAAUCAACAAAUUGCAGCUCUCUUGAACGCUGGGGACGAAGAGGACCUUGUGGAGCUGAAGUCGCUGCAGCAGCAGUUGAGUGAUGUUUGUUACCGACAAGCCAGUCAGCUCGAGUUCAGGCAAAACCUGCUCCAGGCAGCUCUUGAAUUUCAUGGGGUUGCACAAGAUUUGUCUCAGCAGCUGGAUGGCUUAUUAGGAAUGUUGUGUGUAGAUGUUGCACCAGCUGAUGGAGCAUCGAUUCAGCAAACUUUAAAGCUGCUUGAAGAGAAGCUAAAAAGUGUUGAUGUGGGAUUGCAGGGGUUACGUGAAAAAGGUCAAGGCCUUCUGGAUCAGAUUUCCAAUCAAGCAUCCUGGGCCUAUGGAAAGGAUGUGACCAUUGAAAACAAGGAAAAUGUGGACCAUAUUCAAGGAGUGAUGGAAGAUAUGCAGCUUAGGAAACAAAGAUGUGAAGACAUGGUGGAUGUGCGGAGGUUAAAGAUGCUUCAGAUGGUGCAGUUGUUUAAAUGUGAGGAAGAUGCUGCCCAGGCAGUAGAAUGGCUCAGUGAACUUCUGGAUGCUCUGCUAAAGACUCACAUCAGAUUGGGCGAUGAUGCUCAGGAAACAAAAGUUUUACUGGAAAAACAUAGAAAAUUUGUUGACGUUGCACAGAGCACUUAUGACUAUGGAAGACAGUUGUUACAGGCCACAGUUGUGUUAUGCCAGUCUUUGCGUUGCACUUCUCGAUCAUCUGGGGACACACUUCCCCGACUGAACAGAGUAUGGAAACAGUUUACUAUAGCAUCUGAAGAGAGAGUACAUCGGUUGGAAAUGGCUAUUGCAUUUCAUUCAAAUGCUGAAAAGAUUUUGCAGGACUGUCCAGAAGAGCCUGAAGCUAUUAAUGAUGAGGAACAAUUUGAUGAAAUUGAAGCAGUUGGGAAAUCACUUUUGGAUAGAUUAACUGUUCCUGUAGUUUAUCCUGAUGGAACUGAACAGUAUUUUGGGAGUCCAAGCGACAUGGCUUCUACUGCAGAGCACAUCAGAGACAGGAUGAAGCUAGUUAGUCUCAAAAGGCAGCAGCUGAGACAUCCUGAAACGGUGACCACAGAGAGCUAAUACCUCCCAGCUCCGCACAGAACUACAGUUCACAGUCCCGCACGUGGCUGCGUCCCAUGGCAGUAGACACCACACGUUACGAUGCAUUUCACAGCCAAGAUAAGCCUCGUUUCUUCCUGUUACACAUUUCUAUCUACAUGUUAACACCUUUAAACUUCCAAGUAACAUGCUUUGAGACUACAGACUCCAAGUAUCUUAAAAGAAGGAACUGUAAACAUUGCACUGAAAACUUACUUUAAAGCUUUAUCUGACCUGACAGUUUAUAGAUGAAAAGCCGAUCAUAAGCUUUGAAUGGUGCUAAUAAAUGCUUAGGAGCUCUUUACAGGAAAUAAAUGAUUACCUUCCUCCCCAAGUGAUGUAGUAAAUUUAGACUGUAGUUCAACCAUUAUCAGUAGACAGUGGUGUUCUCAAAAUUUUGCUUUGUAAUUUUUCUUCAAAUUGGAUUAUUUUUAUUGUGUUAAUAUAAAGAGAAAACCCUUCAGAUCUUUGAUAUAUCAUAUUCAUCAUAAGACAUUUUCCUUUUUGUAUUGAUAAUGUAUUAAAAAAUUGUGCUUAAUAAAAUGUUCUUUUAAAUAUCU
Elephantulus edwardii (Cape elephant shrew) is the source of this 2691-nucleotide messenger RNA. It is a transcript of the gene SESTD1, whose product is annotated as SEC14 and spectrin domains 1. Bases 23 to 2113 code for a protein of 696 amino acids. NCBI's taxonomy places the organism in Eukaryota, Metazoa, Chordata, Mammalia, Macroscelidea, Macroscelididae. The record is from RefSeq and is a predicted model, not a curated record. The transcript has 17 exons.